AUGUAUGUCUCCGAUGUCAAUCAACAGGACUGGGAUGACUACGCCGAACGCUUGACGUUUGCCCUCAACACGGCGCAAGAUCGAGUGCGGGGAGACACAUCUUUCUAUCUGGUGCACGGGUGGGACGCAAGAUCGACGUUGGAAGCGACGCUCCCAAUUGGAUCUACAAGGCGGAAAGACAGCGACGCCCGCCGGUGGAGGUAUCGUCUGCAAUCGCAGUAUCGACGGGCGAGAGAAGUGGUGAACAACGAUCUCCGGAAGGCGAUCGAAGCCAGAGCUGCCCAACACAACGAUCGAGUUAGGCCCCACAAGAUCGAGCAAGGAUCACAAGUAUGGCUCUACCUGGAUCGAGUGACAAACUGGUCCAUAUGUGGCACGGCCCUUUUCCUCAUCGGUGAUCAUGCCGCACGCGUGGAAACCAGCGGAACAGGAUACCGCAUCUUCCCUGUGAUGCACCUGUCGAAGUUGAAGUUGGUGAAGGCGUUCCCCGACCGCCCAACUUGCACCCUGCUGGUCGAGGAAGGAGAUCGAGUCGACUUCGAUGAAGCUCUACUUCCGGAGGACAGCAGGGAAACUCCUUUGGGCUUUGGGCGAGGACGAAUUCGAGGUGGAACAGAUCGCCGAUGUGAGCUCUGGACGCAGCACGCGAUAUGGCCGCGCUAUCGCGAAACCACGUGGGUGGACGAGGCCGACCUCAACUGUGGGUCGCUCCUGGAUGAAUUCGAACGAACUCAAACGAACCGUAGUCGGUUCAAUGUCACGCAGUCGUACGAAGAGGCGUCGGACAGCCUGUAA
Phytophthora megakarya is the source of this 795-nucleotide messenger RNA. The record is from the annotation of a GenBank genome assembly. Lineage: Eukaryota; Oomycota; Peronosporomycetes; Peronosporales; Peronosporaceae.